Molecule: messenger RNA, 1140 nt
Organism: Eurytemora carolleeae
Lineage: Eukaryota; Metazoa; Arthropoda; Copepoda; Calanoida; Temoridae
Product: inositol phosphoceramide mannosyltransferase 3
Exons: 15
Coding region: 86-1051 (321 amino acids)
Biological process (GO): mannosyl-inositol phosphorylceramide biosynthetic process
Molecular function (GO): mannosyltransferase activity
Source: RefSeq, a predicted model, not a curated record
AAAUUGUGAUCGAAUUUCAUAUCUUGCUGGGAUAAGGACCAAACUGCUGAAUCUGCAAGGAAAUAAAUCAAAUAAAUCUGCUCAAAUGAAAAAAAUGGUAAAAUUAUCAGUGACAUUCCUUCUUCACCAGGGAGAUUGCAACAAAUAUGUACAGUGUUUCAGGGGAAAAUGUUCUAAAGUUGAAGAUGACCCAGAUCUGGAGUUUGAUCAACCAGUUCCUGAGUAUAUAAACAUGACAAGAAAGCAUUUUCCAAACCAAACCGACACAAAAAGGUUUUCUGUAGAUAUGGAACCAGAAGAAGAUUUAGUCGUACCAAAGUUAAUCCACAUGGUCUGGGUUGGAUCGUCUCUACCCUUGGAGUACUACAAGGGACCCUUGUCUGCUGUACAGUACAAUCCAGACUAUGAAGUAUUUUUGUGGUUAGAUGAACACACACCUGUAAAAGAAGAUCUUCAGAAUCAUCCAAAUAUUAAAAUAAAAAAUAUCAAGGAUGAUGUUUGGUUGAAUCAGGAUUUAUUGGAUCAGUGCACAAACUUUGCAAUGUUCACUGAUAUACUUAGAAUGGAUAUUCUUUACAAAUAUGGGGGAAUAUACUUGGAUAUGGAUUCCUUAGUAAAAAGAAGAUUUGGUCCCGUGUUUUCCACGAGUUUUGUGACCUACACUCCUCAUGAUUAUUACAAGGAUAUUGACUGGAUGCAUAAGUCUGGAGUUAUGGCUGAACACAAGGCUUCAAUAGAAAAUGCUCAGCUGGGAAUGCCGAAGGGCUCUAAAUUUAUGAAGUAUAUACUGGGGUGCUUAAAAGAAAACUUUUUUAAGCACACACCUACCCUACAAAAGACAGGGCCUCAGUUUUUUACUGCUGCCUUCUUGGAAUACAUUGAUAAUAAUAAGAUAAAGCUGAUUAAUUGGAAGUACACAGUUAAAGAAUCUCCUGAUUCAGUUAUUGUAGACCACCCACUAGAUGCAGAUUGGUCAGACAAGGAAAAUAUACUAAUUGGUCAGAAAUAUUGUCGAAACAAGGAUAACCCAGGUAACUGUGAGGGAUUAUAGCUCAGGUUAGAAGAAAGUUUCAGAACAACAAAUUGCGAUCGCAUUUAUAUGUAUAACUUAAUUAAGAAAAUAAUAAAUUUAUAUUUAAU